Molecule: messenger RNA, 3702 nt
Organism: Owenia fusiformis
Lineage: Eukaryota; Metazoa; Annelida; Polychaeta; Sabellida; Oweniidae
Source: the annotation of a GenBank genome assembly
ACCCCGAGCCAUUGUCAAGUUAACAGAAAAUAAAAUGAAAUAGUUUUGUAAUUUUAAACCAAGGGGUUAUCGAAGGGUCUUUUUUGUUCAGUAUAUUCUGUGGCCAACGUCUGAAUGGAUAGAAUUCACCUCAAAUAUGUCAAUCUAGUUGAUCUAGUAUAAUUUUAUUCAAAACUGAAAAACUAUUGAUGAUACUACUUGUUCGAUCAGAACUCGAUCAGGACACAUUGAAACAUUUUGAGGAGGCCUGUAAACAGAAAUUAUUAAAAGUUAAAUUUUACAUUUUGAACAGGCCUCGUAUUUCAUUGAUCAGUAUUUUGUUUUAUCGUAUUUCAUUUAUCAUAAGAGUGGGGAACUCUUAAUAUGUACGAGGAAUACCAACGCACAACAUAAGAAUACGCUUAAUAGAGAUUGCCAACAUGCUGAGGGAUAUCAUCGUCUAUGCAACUUUAGUGGGUGUUUCUUGUGCAAUAACCCAGGAGAAUCUUGACUACAUUGGUGAUAAUUUAGAUAUCACAUAUGACGUUGUUACUAACUUUGUGCCUGAGAAUGAUACUUAUACAGGGAAGCUCACCUUCAAGAAUUCUGGCCAAAAUGUUAUCAACAAUGAUGCAUGGGCCAUAUAUUUUUGCCAUAUAAGGAUAAUAGAACAGUCAAGAAUCUACCAUGGUAAUUACAUAGACCCGAAUGGAUACACUGACCCCAAUACUGGUGCAAAAUGGUCCCAUGUUAAUGGCUGCUUGUUUAAAGUAGAGCCAACGGCUACAUUUGAAGAUAUUACUGCUGGUGAGUCACGUGAAAUUUUGUUCAUCGCUGGAGCCUGGAUGAUUUCUCGAAGUGAUACUAUGCCCAAUUGGUAUGUGGCAGCGGAUGGUCUCGAAGCCCGUACAAUUCAAAGUACAGCCUCCGAAGAUCUUGACUUUGUGUCUGCAUUUGAUUCUGUUGAGAAAUGGAAACGAUAUGAAAAUGACAAGUAUGAUCCCUAUACCCCCGAGAAGCGAUUCACUAUCAAUGCUGUCCAAGAUGAUCUUGGUGCUGCUCAACACUUAGUUCUCCCAACACCUGUCAAAGUAGAAGUAGAUGACACAUCGACUGUUUCCAUAUCAACUGGAGACUGGGUCAUAGUGAUAAAGGAUAAUUUGCAACAAGAAGCUAAAUAUCUAUCAGAAAAACUCUCAAUGGGGACAACUACUGUUACUCCAAGCUCGAAGUAUGUACUGCUCCAAGUUAACAAUACCUUGCUUGUGGAUGAUCAGACUACAAGUAACAGCGAGGCUUACACUCUUGUAGUUGACACAAGUAGCCAGGUGAUUACCCUAGAGGGCAAGAGUCCUACAGGUGUAUUCUGGGCUGUCCAGUCGCUUAUAAGUAUCCAUGAUGGCACAAAUGGACGCAUUCCCGCUGUGACACUUAGUGAUCAACCUAGAUACAACUACAGGGGCAUGCAUGUUGAUGUGAGUAGGAACUUCCAUAAUAAAGAAAGCAUACUGAGACUCAUAGAUGGCAUGUCCCUUUAUAAGCUGAACAAACUACAUUUUCACCUAACUGAUGAUGAGGGAUGGAGACUCGAGAUUGAUGGCAUUCCAGAACUCACAGAGAUUGGCGGGUUCAGAUGUCAUGACCUUGCAGAGGGCCAGUGUGUUCUGUCUCAACUUGGUUCAGGACCAAACUCGUAUAAAUCUGUCAAUGGCUUCUAUACUGCCCAGGAUUACAGAGAAAUUCUGCAGUAUGCAACAGACAGGCAUGUAGAGGUCCUUCCAGAGAUUGAUGUUCCUGGCCACUGUCAUGCUGCUAUCAUAGCCAUGGAACAAAGAAGAAGAAUGCUUGAAGCCAAUCCUAUUCAAGGGAGUCCAGCAGAUCAGUAUCUUCUAUAUGAGGCAGAUGAUCCUUCCAAGUAUGUGUCAGUCCAAUAUUUUACUGAUAAUGGUAUAAACCCAUGCCUUAAUUCAACAUAUGCUUUCCUGGAAAAAGUUUUUUCUGAAGUAGUUAAGCUUCAUGAUGGUAUUGCCCCGCUGAAAACAUUCAUAUUUGGUGGGGAUGAGGUUGCUGAAGGUGCAUGGCUUAACUCUACCGCUUGUGAGAAGCUGGUAGAGUCGGGGGAGGUAGCAAGCCAUCACGACCUGAAGGAAUACUUUGUGAAAAGAACAGCUAGUAUCAUGGAGGGCUAUGACCUUGGUGCAUGGGAGGAUGGAGUACUUGGGGAGGUCAAUAAGACUGAUGUUGCCUAUGAUAUCACACAGCUAAAAAACAACGGAGAUGUGUAUGCCUAUGCUUGGCAGAAUAUCUGGGAAUGGGGUGUUGGGAACCGAGCCUACAAACUUGCCAAUGCAGGAUAUAAGACAGUCAUGUCUCAGGCAACACACACGUACUUUGACCACCCAUAUGAGCCUGAUCCAGAAGAGCGUGGCUUCUACUGGGCCCCACGGUUUAUUGACACAGAGAAAACAUUUGGUUUCAUGCCUGACAGUCUCUAUGAUAAUAUAGAUGUUGCACGGAGUGGAGAGGUACUGAAUAAAGAGACUGAGUGUGCCAAAUCUGCAGAGUGGUGUCUACCUUUGGAAAAGCCUGAAAAUAUAGUUGGCAUGCAAGGUCAACUAUGGAGUGAAACUGUACGUACAGCAGAACAUUUAGACUUUAUGAUAUUUCCUAGAAUCAUAGCCCUUGCAGAGAGGGCCUGGCACAAGGCAGAUUGGGAAUCCAGUUCAGAUAAGACUGAGAGAGAAGCCGUGAGGCGUGAUGACUGGGAGAGUUUUGCACUUACUUUGGGAUAUAAGGAGCUGAAAAGAUUAGAGGAAUUGCAGAUUAAAUACAGAGUGUCCCUGCCUGGAGCAAGAGUAGUUGAUGGUAAAUUAGAGGCAAACACAGGCUACCCAGGUGAAACUAUUCAGUACAGUACAGAUGGUAGUACAUGGAAUACAUUCACAUCUACAUCGUCUCCAUCUGGUACCGUCUACCUUAGAACUAUAAGCUCUGCUGGUAGAGCUAGCAGACAGAUACAGAUAGAAGUAGAUGGUUGUGGUGCCCCAACCUGUGGGACUAGUAGCAUUGUGCACAAUAUGAUCGGACUCUCCAUUUCUCUCAUAACAGCUUAUCUCAUCAGCUCCAUGUGAUAUUAUCAUUGGACUUGAUGUCUUCGUCUGAUUAAUAAUAGAAUGAAGUAAAUGUUAUUUAGCGUAAAGCAUUCAAAUCAUAAUAUGGGACACUUAUCAAUUUUGAGCAUAUACUGUAUUUUCAUUGAUUCCAAGAAUCGUGCAAAACAAGUUAAAUUUCGAAUCUUUAUGUAGCGUAUUGCGUAAGAUGUCGUGAUUUUUUAAUGCUCAUAUAAUUUGCUCAUCAUAAUGUAUAGCUCCGAAUGUGAUGACAUUUCUAUGAUUGUCUACAACAUGUAGACUUAUAAAUUGACAACAUGAGCUGGAAUUCAUCAUCAUUAUAUACUUUGAUUGAACUGUUUUGGUUGUUCAAGAUGACCACGGCCACUGAUGGGAAUUAGUGGUAAAUGAUAAAAUGUUCGAGAUGUAUUCAUAAGUAAAAAUAUAUUUUCUCACUUUUCAUAGAUGGCGCUCAUGUGUAUAUAAUUGCCAAUAUGAUUUAAACAAAAUAUAAUGUCAGACACUAGAAGGAAGAACAAGGUCGCGAUAAAAUUGCGAGAAUUUAAAAUAUGUUAUCAUAUUAGUCCACUUGAUUUUUGAAUAAAAUGCAACA